This is a messenger RNA of Mycena indigotica, 1734 nucleotides long. Its product is annotated as F-box domain-containing protein. Lineage: Eukaryota; Fungi; Basidiomycota; Agaricomycetes; Agaricales; Mycenaceae. Bases 1 to 1734 code for a protein of 577 amino acids. The transcript is spliced from 4 exons. Gene Ontology annotation, molecular function: protein binding. The record is from RefSeq and is a predicted model, not a curated record.
AUGGAUCGUGGGGGCUCUCUGCCUCCAGAGCUGCUCGCUUCGGUGCUUGGUUGGGCGGACCCUCGAGAUGUAAUUGCUUCACGAAUGGUUUGCCGAUUCUGGUCUGCGGUGGUGAAGCACUCGGCAGAGCUACAAUAUAUGAUUGAACUAUGGCGCGACGGACUGCUUCGCGGCGAUAAUGGACAGUCAACUUCUGUGGAAUGCAUGAAUCGCCUGUCCACACGCCGGACAGCCUGGCACAAUCUCCAAUGGAGCGCACAAUUAACAGUUCAGAUGCAAUCACUGCGAAAAUGCCAAACCUACGAGCUUGUUGACGGCCUGCUUGCCCUGCGAGACCAACAGGUCGACAAGCUCUAUAUCCUUCCCUUACCUUCGGGUCCUAGGCCUGCAAACCAGCCGUACAUCAGAUCUACGGGAAUUACACCGUUCAAUUUCCAGAACUUUACAAUCGACCUUGGACAGGAUCUCCUGGUAAUACUUCACCGUCUUACCUCACUUCCUGACUCCUCGACGAGCUGGGCUCUGGAUGUCAGACAACUCUCAUAUCCAAACCGUCGUCAUCCUCGUGCCGCUCUCAAGACACUGCCAUUCUCGCCUGUCUCUCCAUUCGAAGCUCCACCCAACCGGCCGCAUAUCACCCUUCAAAUUCUUGACGAUGUCGUGGCUAUAUGGUUCAUGCACACCUGCCGCCUUUCUCUCGUAAAUUGGGUGAAAUCAACAUUGAUGCGCUCCUUUGCUUUCCACCAAGACCCACUGUAUUCCGAACUUAUAGUCCUGGAAUGUUUCAUGCUGGACCCGCAUUCCUUUCUCCUCAUCUGCCAGAACGAGCCUGGGCUGCCCCACCAUAACGGAGGCAGUAUCCGGCUAUAUCAGAUGUCGGACGACGACCAAGUAGUCGCCCACGUCGCCAUUUUCGCUUUACCCCCCGUUGCGCGCCUAUCCGGAGCGCUGCCCAGGCACACACAGACCAUGGCUGGCCCCUUUCGGAAACAACAUACGCCUGCGAGUCCACACCUCCAAUCGAAUGACCGCCGCAUUAUUUCGCUCGUCGUCUGGUACCGCCCCUUGGAUGAAGUGCCCAAUGCCGGUAGCAAGUUCGGAAUCCGCCUGGUUAUCCAUAUUCGCACAUUCACGCAAGUGCUCGCGGAACCGGAAACAGAGAGGCCGCUCGUGGUGAAGGCAUGGGAUGAAUGGGGACCUAACCAGACGCGCAUUUUCCAUGCUAGCGAGAUGGAUGGCUCGUGGGCCCGACACAUUCAUGGCGAGAAGAUGAUAUUUGCGACCGCUGACACAACACACCUUCCUCUACUAUACACGGGCUUUUGUCUGUUAGACUUCAAUCCUGCAUACGAAGACGCAAGUCACGGUGUCAGCGAGCUCCAAAUUCGAGUCACCACGCCCGACGGCUACGAAAAAGGCCACUGGGACCUGUCUGGCCGCUUCCACCCAAGUCGAGUUACUCGCGGCAUCACUGUUGGCUUAUUUGAGCAUCGGCUACGCUCUACCCUACCCUAUCGCGAAAUCCACAACUGCAUCGUUCCUCCGGAGGGUGAUCCACAGCCCGAGUACGAUGUCCUUCCUGUUGGGUAUGGGAUAAAUCGCCGCCCACGCCGCCUGGCUGCCGCCCCAGUGCCGCCGCCCCUCAGGUACAGCCGCCCAAGCGUGACAGGCUGCCGCCCGCGUGUCGUCGACUGCCGCCUCAAGUAUUUCAUCGACUGCCGCCUCAGGUCUUGA